AUGCCGUCCACAGACACACGAGACAGCGAGUGUGAUGCGCAUCACCAGGAGUUCCUGCUCCAUGGAGCUAAACUGGUUUCUAGACAACGAUAUGACUCAUCUUUGAGGACAGGAAAUACACCUUGGCUUGUAGGAACAGAAGAAACUAAGCCCAGAGAGGAAAGUAGGAGAGAAUUGGGAGAAAUGUCUUGCAGAAUUGAAGUUCAAGCAGCAUUUCUUCUCUCCUCCUUUGUGACCUUCUUCAGUGGGCUUGUCAUCUUAUCCAUCUUCAGACUAACCUGGAGAGUCAUUAGAAGGAGGCAGAUCAUCAAGGGAACAGGAACUGUCCUGGAACUCUUCUCAUCAGAUGUCAUUAUCCAAAGCCCUUUAAAAAGACUGUAUUGGUAUGGAAUAUUUCGUAACCAAAUAGAAAUGUUGCUUUCUGCCCAAACCUUUGUUGGGCAAGUAUUGGCGAUCCUUGUCUUUGUGCUGAGCAUUGGGUCUCUUAUAAUCUAUUUCAUCAAUUCUUCUGACCCUGUUGGAAGCUGUUCUUCAUAUGAAGACAAAACCAUCCCCAUUGAUUUGUCUUUCAAUGCUUUCUUUAGUUUCUAUUUUGGGAUGAGAUUUUUGGCAGCUGAUGACAAGAUCAAGUUCUGGCUGGAGAUGAAUUCUAUUGUAGACAUCUUUACCAUCCCACCAACAUUUAUUUCUUUUUACUUGAAGAGAAAUUGGCUGGGUUUAAGGUUCCUAAGAGCUUUGCGGCUGUUAGAACUCCCUCAAAUUUUGCAAAUUCUACAAGCCAUCAAGACUAGUAACUCAGUGAAGUUUUCCAAGGUUUUAUCAAUCUUCCUCAGCACCUGGUUCACCGCGGCAGGAUUCAUCCACUUGGUGGAGAAUUCUGGCGAUCCCUGGCUCAAAGGUAAAAAUGCACAGAAUAUAUCUUAUUUCGAUUCCAUGUAUGUGGUGUUAGCAACAAUGUCAACUGUUGGAUUUGGAGAUGUGGUGGCUAGGACGACCCUUGGACGAAUCUUCAUCAUGUGCUUCACCCUGGGGAGUUUGGUUCUGUUUGCAAACUACGUCCCUGAAAUGGUGGAGCUUUUUGCUAACAAGAGGAAAUACACCAAUUCCUAUGAAGUGGUCAAAGGAAAGAAGUUCAUUGUGGUCUGUGGAAACAUCACUGUGGACAGUGUGACUGCUUUCCUGAGGAACUUUCUGCGCCAUAAGCCAGGGGAGAUCAACACUGAGAUUGUGUUCUUGGGAGAGGUCCCUCCUUCUUUGGAAUUGGAGACCAUAUUUAAAUGCAACUUGGCCUAUACAACUUUUAUCUGUGGAUCUGCACUGAAGUGGGAGGAUCUGAAGCGAGCUGCGGUGGAGUUUUCAGAAGCAUGCCUGAUCUUAGCCAACUCUUUGUGCAGUGACUCAUAUGCAGAAGACACUUCCAACAUCAUGAGGGUGCUCUCUAUCAAGAACUAUUACCCUAAGACUAGAGUCAUCAUACAGAUUCUUCAGUCACAUAACAAGGUUUUCUUGCCAAAGAUUCCCAGCUGGGACCGAAAUAUUGGAGACAACAUCAUCUGCUUUGCUGAAUUAAAACUUGGAUUUAUUGCCCAAGGUUGUCUGGUCCCAGGCUUGUGCACCUUUCUAACAUCUCUCUUUGUUGAGCAAAACAAGAAGGUUUCUCCUAGAGAACUUUGGCAAAAGCAUUUCUUGGAUGGCCUGAAGAAUAAAAUUCUGACUCAACGUCUGUCUGACGACUUUGCCGGAAUGAGUUUUCCUGAGGUUUCCAGACUCUGCUUCAUGAAGAUGCACCUCAUGCUGAUAGCCAUCGAACACAAAUCCCUCCUUACUGGUGGUUCCUGUGGUCUGAUACUAAAUCCACCUCCACAAGUGAAACUGCAUAAGAACACAUUAGGGUUCUUUAUCGCUGAAUCUCCAAUAGAAGUCAGGAGAGCCUUCUUUUACUGUUCAAAUUGCCACGGUGAUGUUCAGAAUCCUGAGCUAAUUGAGAAGUGUGACUGCACAAGGAGGAGCCAUCGGCACGCCACAGGAGCAGCGAUAAUGGCCAUGAGGAGCAACAAAAAGGAAUUGUCUGGUACAGAAAAGCAGGAUUCUUUUUCAAGUGGACAUGAAAGCACUUUAAGCUACUCAAGCUUUGCCAUCAGGACUUUUCUAGAGGACAUGGAGCAAGAAUUUGACCAGCUUGAUAGCAGUGGCAUGUUUCAUUGGUGCAAAACAACUCCUUUGGACAAGGUGAUUUUGAAACGAACCGACAAGCCAAAGCACGCGUUUCAAAACCACGUUGUAGCAUGUGUAUUUGGAGAUGCCCACUCGGCCCUAAUAGGCCUUCGGAAUUUUGUCAUGCCCCUGCGAGCCAGCAACUACACGCAGAAGGAGCUCAAGGACAUUGUGUUCAUUGGGUCUCUGGACUACCUGCAGAGAGAAUGGCGAUUUCUCCGGAAUUUUCCCAGGGUAUAUAUUAUGCCUGGCUCAGCACUCUACUCUGGAGAUCUGCACGCGGUCAACAUAGAGGACUGUGCCAUGUGUGCCAUCCUAGCCCCGUCACCCAAGGUGGUGAGCAACCAGAUCCUGGUCGACACAGAAGCCAUCAUGGCCACCCUCAGCAUCGGGUCCCUGAGGAUCAGCUCCUCCCACAUCAGGCUGUCCGUGCCAGGAAUUCCACCUGACUCUAAUGAAUACAAUGCGAAAUCAAAAUACCGCCGAGUCUCCAUGCUCACUGAACUGAGGAAUCCUUCCAACAUCCACUUUAUCGAGCAGCUAGGUGGCCUGGAAAGGAGUCUGACAGGGUUGAAUCUGCAUCUCAGCACUUCCUUUUCCACAGGCGCUGUCUUUUCUGGCAACUUCCUGGACUCCCUCCUGGCCACAGCUUUCUACAACUACCGGGUCCUGGAAUUAGUGCAGAUGCUGGUGACAGGAGGGAUCAGCUCUCAGCUGGAACAGCAUUUGGAUAAGGAGAAGUUCUGCAGGACUUCUGACAGCUGCUCUACAUUUGUGUCUGGAAGAAUGCGGUGCAAGCUAGGGCUGCUGUCCUUAAAUCAAACUAUUCUCUCAGACAUUACACCAAGAAACACCUUUGGACAACUGUUCUGUGGCUCGUUAGAUGUUUUUGGAAUCCUGUGUGUUGGCCUGUACCGCAUGAUAGAUGAUGAGGAGCUCAACCCAGAACACAAAAGGGGAGUAUUUUAGUUUGUGAUUACCCGGCCAGCCAAUGAGUUUAAGCUGCUGCCCUCAGAUCUUGUAUUUUGUGCUAUCCCUUACAACACUGCCUGUCACAGGAAGAAUGAUGUUUCUACAUCCCAAACUCAGUGUGAAAUUAUUAAUGUAGUACCACUGGCUCCAGAGAUGCAAGCAGAUCCUUCUAUAAGGGACCUUGUGGGAGAAAGCACAGUAUAG
Molecule: messenger RNA, 3390 nt
Organism: Octodon degus (degu)
Lineage: Eukaryota; Metazoa; Chordata; Mammalia; Rodentia; Octodontidae
Gene: Kcnu1
Product: potassium calcium-activated channel subfamily U member 1
Exons: 28
Biological process (GO): reproductive process; transmembrane transport; potassium ion transport
Cellular component (GO): membrane
Molecular function (GO): monoatomic ion channel activity
Source: RefSeq, a predicted model, not a curated record